Phaedon cochleariae (mustard beetle) is the source of this 1560-nucleotide messenger RNA. The record is from the annotation of a GenBank genome assembly. NCBI's taxonomy places the organism in Eukaryota, Metazoa, Arthropoda, Insecta, Coleoptera, Chrysomelidae.
GUCAGUGAUUACGUCAAUUCAAUACGUCGUUUGUCGUUUAAGCUUUCAGUUUUUACCUCCAUUUUUCUUUCCGUUGAGGUCCAAAGGAAAUUGAAAUAUUUCCUUCAAAGAUCGUUUUACUUCUAUUCAGGUGGUGUCUCAAACGUGCCAGCGGAAAGAAAGACUUUUUGCCAGUUUAAAACGUUUCUUCACAUUAGUCAAAAUGUUUUGGGGACUCAUCAUGGAACCGCAAAGGCGGUAUACUCAAAAAGUUAAAAAAAGCUUUCACAUUUCAAUGGCAGCUUUGGAUUUAUCCACUUCAUCAGAAGAACCUGCUCAAGUUAUGUGUGGUUUUGAAGGAAGAAAUUAUCUUCUUUGCACACUUAGAAAACCUGAUAUGUUGCAGUGUUCAUUAGAUCUAAAUUUUGAGGUUGGUGAUGAAAUAUCUCUUGCUGCCAAUGGUAAAUGCCAUGUGCACCUCACUGGUUACUUAACAGAUGACUUGAAUGAGUUGUUGGAGGAUGAAGAGGAGGAACAGGAUGAAGAAGAAGAGGAAUCUGUACAAAAAGAAGGCAAAAAAAGCAAGAAAAGAAAUAAACAAGUCAAAGAAAAUGGACCUCCAUCAAAGAAAACUAAAGUCACAUCUGUUGAAGAGAAUGAGGAAGAUGAGUCAGAGGAUGAUGAUGACAGUGAUAUUGAUGUCAAAGCACUUUUAGGGAAAUCACUUGAUGAUGAUGAAGAUGAUGACAGUUAUGCAUCAGAUGAAGAAGAUGAUGAUCAGGAGGGUGAAGAAGAAGAAGAUAGUGAUGAUUCAGAAGAGGAAGAGGAUGAAAGUUCCCUGAGUGAGGAAGAUAGUGGUGAGGAAGUUAUAGUGGGCAAAAGAAAGUCCAGCAAAAUGAAUGGCACAGCCACAAUUCAAGAGCAAGCUUCUCCCAAAGUGGAGCCAGUUCAGAAGCUCAGUAAGAAGGAGAAAAAGAAGAACAAACAACAGCAAGAACAGCAACAGCAGCAGAAUGAGGUGAAGACUCCCAAUAAGGAAAGCCAAUCACCCAAGAAGAAAAGUCUACAAGGUGGAGUUGUAAUUGAUGAAUUGAGGGAAGGAAGUGGACCUCCAGCAAAACCUGGAAAAUUUGUCAAUGUGUAUUAUGAAGGUAGACUGAAACACAACAACAAAGUAUUCGAUUCUACAAACAAAGGAGCCGGCUUCAGCUUCAGAUUAGGCAGUGGAGAAGUCAUCAAAGGAUGGGACGUGGGGGUAGUCGGCAUGAAAGUCGGCGGGAAAAGGAGGAUAACAUGUCCUCCUGCUAUGGCAUAUGGUCAAAAGGGUUCUCCCCCCACUAUUCCAGCAAAUUCUACUCUUGUGUUUGAGGUGGAACUCAAAAAAGUUCGUUGAAAUAUUACUGAUGAAUAGAACUUUUGUUAUCUUUUUGCAUUAGGUUUAUAUUUUGUAUCAUGUCUCACAAAUUGUUCAUUUUGACUGUUUUUCCUCCAUUUGUGUCCUAGGAGUCUUUAAGAAAUAUUUACUUGAUAAGUUUUUUUAAUCUAAAAAUUGUUAUAAUAAACAUAUUUUUCUUAAGAUAA